AAUUCAAUACUCCUUGGACCUCCCCAGUCCAUUAUGUCACCUCUCAAUGAUACCAUAUUCAAAUCUGCAAUGUUCCUUCUUACCGGGCUACCAGGUCAGGAAGACGUUCAUCUCUGGAUCUCUAUUCCCUUCUGCUUCAUGUAUGCUAUUUCUAUAGUAGGAAAUUCAGUCAUUCUGUUCAUUGUAAAAACAGAUUCAAGCCUCCAUGAGCCCAUGUACAUUUUCCUUUCCAUGUUGGCCGUUACAGACCUUGGCCUAUCGAUAGCCACCACACCGACAAUACUGGGCAUAUACUUGUUUAACUCUAGGGAGAUCAGCUUCAAUGCCUGUUUUGCCCAGCUGUUCUUCAUCCACUCACUUCAGUGCAUUGAAUCCUCCCUGCUUUUGUUGAUGGCCUUUGACCGCUUCAUCGCGAUCCGUGACCCGCUGAGAUAUGCUUCCAUCUUAACCCUGCCAAGAACAGCCAAGAUGGGACUGGUGUUUGUGCUAAGAGGGAUGGCUGUAAUACUCCCACUCCCCUUUCUCCUGAGACAUUUCCAAUACUGUCGAGCCAAUGUCCUCUCCCAUUCCUAUUGCCUGCACCAGGAGGUCAUGAAGAUGGCUUGUUCUGAUAUCAGAAUCAACAGCAUCUACGGUUUGUUUACUACACUCUUAACAAUGGGGUUGGACUCGCUGCUCAUCUUCCUCUCAUAUGUGAUGAUCAUCAAAACAGUAUUAAGUGUUGUUUCCCACACGGAGUGCCUCAGGGCCCUCAACACCUGCGUCUCCCACCUCUGUGCCGUCCUGCUCUUCUACACACCAGAGAUCGGCCUAUCUGUGAUACACAGAUUCGGGAAAGGCUCUUCUCCCAUACUUCAGAUUCUCCUGGGCUACAUCUCCCUGUUGGUCCCGCCCCUGAUGAACCUAAUCGUGUACAGCGUGAAAAGCAAACAUCUUCGUGUGAGGAUAAUCAGGGCCUUCAUUAAGUGA
Molecule: messenger RNA, 969 nt
Organism: Chelonia mydas (Green sea turtle)
Lineage: Eukaryota; Metazoa; Chordata; Testudines; Cheloniidae
Product: olfactory receptor 51G2
Exons: 1
Coding region: 34-969 (311 amino acids)
Biological process (GO): G protein-coupled receptor signaling pathway
Cellular component (GO): membrane
Molecular function (GO): olfactory receptor activity; G protein-coupled receptor activity
Source: RefSeq, a predicted model, not a curated record